UUCCAGUCACCACCUUCCAACUGGCUGUUUUGCUUCCCCAACUUUCUAUAUAUAUCACCACACCACGUUCCUGUCAAUUACACAAACACAUUAAACACAUUCAUCGAUUUAUUACACACACAGACAGCUAUAUACAAGUGGGGAUGGAUAAUUUGACGCUCACCGGUUUGUUAAAGCGAGCCGCCGGGAAGUUUCCGGAGCGGCGGGCGAUAUCGGUGUCCGGCGAGUUUGAUUUGACGCAUGCUCGGUUGGAUGAGCUGAUUGAGCAAGGCGCUUCUCGGCUUGUUGCGGCCGGGGUUAAGCCUGGCGAUGUUGUCGCUCUCACUUUCCCCAACACUGUUGAGUUCAUCAUUAUGUUUUUGGCUGUGAUUCGAGUUCGAGCAACGGCAGCCCCGCUUAAUGCAGCCUACACAUCUGAGGAGUUUGAGUUCUACUUAUCUGACUCAGAGUCAAAACUCUUAAUAACUUCAAAACAAGGAAAUGAAUCAGCUCAAGCUGCAGCUUCAUCACUGAAGAUCCCGCAUGUCACAGCCAUUCUUCCUCAAGCUAACUCAGAAAUUACACUCUCUACAUCUCAAUCCGAGUCGAACUCGGUCUCAGAAAUCAUCAACCAAUCAUCAGACAUCUCUCUAUUUCUCCACACAUCAGGUACUACUAGUCGACCUAAAGGCGUGCCACUUAGUCAACUCAACUUGGCUUCAUCUGUGCAAAACAUCAUAUCGGUUUACAAACUUACAGAGUCAGACUCGACUGUGAUUGUUCUUCCGUUAUUCCAUGUCCACGGUUUGAUCUGCGGGUUACUGAGUUCACUCGUAGCUGGAGCUGCUGUAACGCUACCAUCCGCUGGUAGAUUUUCUGCCUCAACUUUCUGGGCAGACAUGAAAAAUUAUAAUGCUACGUGGUACACAGCUGUCCCUACAAUACAUCAAAUCAUAUUAGAUCGUCACUCGGUCAAACCUGAAACCGAUUACCCGAAGCUCCGUUUUAUUCGGAGCUGUAGUGCUUCGCUCGCCCCAGUAAUAUUGGAGAGACUUGAGGAAGCAUUCAAGGCCCCAGUUCUGGAGGCUUAUGCAAUGACAGAGGCUACCCAUUUGAUGUGUUCAAACCCGUUACCUGAAAAUGGGCCGCAUAUCCCCGGCUCGGUUGGAAAAGCUGUAGGUCAAGAAAUGGCUAUUUUAAAUGAAAAUGGGAUUGAACAAGAAGCUGGAGCGAAUGGAGAGGUCUGUAUCAGGGGUCCAAAUGUGACAAAAGGUUAUAAAAAUAACCCGGAAGCAAACAAAACUGGCUUUCAGUUCGGUUGGUUCCAUACUGGAGAUAUUGGUUAUUUGGAUUCAAACGGAUAUUUGCAUCUAGUUGGAAGAAUCAAGGAGCUUAUCAAUCGUGGAGGUGAGAAGAUAUCUCCAAUUGAAGUCGACUCCGUUCUCCUGUCUCAUCCGAACAUAGCUCAAGCAGUUUGCUUCGGAGUGCCUGACGACAAAUAUGGAGAAGAGAUAAAUUGUGCCGUCAUUCCACAAGAAGGAACAGACCUUGAUGAAGCAGAAGUGUUGAGGUUCUGCAAGAAGAAUCUUGCAGCUUUCAAAGUGCCAAAGAAGGUUUUUAUUACAGACUCUGUUCCUAAGACUGCCACAGGGAAAAUCCAAAGGAGGAUUGUUGCAGAGCACUUCCUUUCUCUAAUCUCUACUGCUAAAGUGCCGAAAUUCGGAGCCUAGACUAGAUCAAUCUCAUAUCCAACUCUUAAAAAUUGCAGUCCUUGGGGUGGAAUAAAGUGCUAUUCAUUAAAACGUGAACAAUGUGCUUAGCAAAAAAGAAAAAAAUUGUGAUCGAAAUUUUUGUGUUCACAAUAUUUGUAGACGUUAAUUGAUAUCUAUGGUGUGAACUGUUUCAA
Messenger RNA from Daucus carota subsp. sativus, 1885 nucleotides. Its product is annotated as oxalate--CoA ligase. Gene Ontology annotation, biological process: fatty acid metabolic process. The coding region runs from base 144 to 1709 and encodes 521 amino acids. NCBI's taxonomy places the organism in Eukaryota, Viridiplantae, Streptophyta, Magnoliopsida, Apiales, Apiaceae. The transcript is spliced from 4 exons. Gene Ontology annotation, molecular function: medium-chain fatty acid-CoA ligase activity. The record is from RefSeq and is a predicted model, not a curated record.